GUACAGGUGACAUGGAAAACUACAGUAAGGCGCGGACGGUGGAACAGCCGCCCUGCCCAUUCCCUGGCCUCUCCAGCGACACCAAUGAGGUUAGAGUGAAGGAUGGCAGCAAGAUCCGCAACCUCAUGCGCUACGCCCUGAGCUGCAUGGAGGUCAAGCCCAGGGCGCUGGAAGGCGAGGGGGGGCAUCCUAAGAGUGAAGAAGGGGGUAGCACCCCCGAGGUCCAGGAAACACCAAGCUCCCAGGCACCGGAAAAGAUGCCUAYCCGGCAGAUAGUAUUCACUGGGACGGGGAAGGGGGUCUCCAAGGCCAUCACGUGUGUGGAGAUCCUGAAGCGCCGUGUGAAAGGCUUGUACCAGCAGACCAGACUYCUCUUCAGCACUGUCCUGGAGGUGUGGGAACCCCUGGAGCCCGCGGCAGGCCUGGACAGCCUCAACGUUAGUAGGAACAUACCCGCUAUCUGGGUACUGCUCUCCAGAGACCCCCUGGAUGCCAGCCUGCCUGGAUACCAGGCUCCAGGGAACUUUGAUGCCCUGUGGGCACAGGCUGCCAAGGAGGAUGCAGGGGUGGCUGGUGGACAGAGGCAUGGGGGCAGGAGGAAGAGGGGAGGUGGUGGUGGCAGGGGUAAGGGACCAGGAGGCCCUGUUAGACAGACUGGUCGAUCCAGAGAGCCAGGAAAAGGCCAGAGUCGUGGUAAGGGGGCGCUGGCUGGGCAGGAAUGAGAUGUGAUCUGUGUGUGGAAGAGGCCUUUGGACCAACCUGUUAACAUCACAAGACAGUCCCCCAUCGGCCGAUGAGUGCACAAGAUAUCAACCUUUCCAACUUUUCCGUUAUUGUGUUAUGACUCACUUUUUGGGAGAGAGGAUGUGAGGGAGUGCCUAAGUUCAUAGGUCAAGCCUGAGAAUUUUCUGACUUGAGUGGAAAUGUUUUUAUGACAGAUACUUUUUUUUGUGCUCUUAUAUUUAAGUUCACUAUUUUGUCUCAUAAGUAAAUAAAGUGUAGCCUGUACAUGA
Messenger RNA from Salvelinus sp. IW2-2015, 1013 nucleotides. RefSeq names its product ribonuclease P/MRP 25 subunit-like (gene rpp25l). The record is from RefSeq and is a predicted model, not a curated record. Gene Ontology annotation, molecular function: RNA binding. Gene Ontology annotation, cellular component: ribonuclease MRP complex. Gene Ontology annotation, biological process: tRNA 5'-leader removal. Lineage: Eukaryota; Metazoa; Chordata; Actinopteri; Salmoniformes; Salmonidae.